AUGAUCUAUAAAAUUAUCAACACUUAUUUAGUCACACUUUUCUCGUUUUUAGCUAAUCCAACAAACUUCAAAAUACCACAUUAAGUUUACACUUUAGGAAUAAUUUUAUACUUUAUUUAACCAUAUUCCAAGUUAUUUAUAAAAGAAAGCUAAGUUGAUACUUUCAUGAGCUAUUUAGCAAAAUUUUCAUCAGUAAUUUACUUAUCAAAAAUAUAGUAUUCAACCUUGAUACAAUUUAUAUAAUAAGAAAAUACAAACUCAACAUUUUGGGUACUUUAUACACUAUUACAUCUUCCAAUAACGAUUGCAAUCAUAUUACCAAUACUAUAUUCAUUUUAUUCAAAAUACUUAAGAGAAAAAAAGUAAUUUUAAAAUGAAUUUAAAGUAGCCCUUUAUUUUAAAGUCUGAGUAGUUUCUACAGCGUAUGGCUCAGCUUUUAUUCAUUCACUUUAGCAGAAAUAUACUUAGAAUUUAAUUCAUAACUUAUAGUAAAAAUAAAGAUAAUAUUUAGUUUUCAAAUUCUUAUAUUCAAAAAAUUGUUGGAGUACUAUUUGGUUCUUGUUCUUUUGGAAUUUCAUUGAUAUCCUGUUUAAUUUGUCAAAGCCAUGAAUUUAACGAUAUUAAUAGAUACAAAAGGAAAAUAUCCUUAUUUUAGAUUGCGUAGGUCUUGAAAGCAGUAAUUACAAUGUCUUCAUAUUUUUCAUUAAAUUAAUCUUAAUUAUCAACUGUUAUUUGCAUAAUUAUAUUUAGUUUAAUAUCAAUAUACGACAGUAUAAUUUAGAGGCCUUUUCCAUCGGUAUAUUUAACCAAAUGUUAUUUGGGUACAACUCUAGCCUUUACUAUGGCUUAUGUGAUUUAGAUUUUAUUUACUUAUGAUUUGAUUCGAGAAAAUUGUAGCAUUUAUCUUAUUAUUGGAUUAUGUCCUUUGUCAUAUCAUGUGGGGCUAAGUAUUUAUGAAGAUAAAUUUAUUAAGUUGUUUUAAAAUAGAAAUUUACAAGAUUUCUGGAUUUAUUCAUAAGAAUUAAUUGAAAUGUAUUCUUUAUAAUAACAAAAAUUGAUUAUUUAUAUUUCUAUUCGAAAUCACAUCAAUCAUUGCUAAAUUAUUGGAUGUUAUUGUUAAAAAUAUGGGAAAAAUUUAAAAUUAGAUAGUAACAGCCAAAGUAUAAUAAAUGGAAAUAAUGACAUAACUCUAAAUUAUAGAUGUCUGAGAGAAUUAAACUUAAAAUUUGAUGAUCUUGUUAAAUUAUUGGAUUCAUAAUUUUUAUAGGCUUUAAAUCAUCCAAAAUUAUAAAGAAAAGAUAGAUUGAAUUAUUUGUAUGCUUCAUUCUUAGAGAAAUACUCAGGUAAUAAAUUAAUGAGUUAUUACUUUCUUAAAUUAUUUUGCUAUAAAAACUAAAAAAAAUUAAGUUACUUUUAUAGAAUAGUUUUUCCAACAAUUAUCAAAGUAAUUAAUAUAAUUAUUUAGAAAUUAGAAAUUAAAUUGAUUUAUUUCAAUAAAAUCUAAUAAGAAUAUAAUUAGAAGGAUCCUUUAGUAGAAGAUUUAUCUUUGGAAACUGUGAUACAGCUAGAAAAUUCAUGUACUAAUUAUUAAAAAUCUUUCUUUAAAAUUCUGACUCAAAAGAUUAUUAUUUGGCAAUUAAUUGAGAAGGGAAGUGAGUCAAUUUUAAUUUUUCUCAAAAAUAUUUAAAAACCAAUGAUGGAAAUUGUAAGCUAAAAUAAAAAAAUUUAACAUGAAAUAUCUUUAUUGCAACAAAAUUAUGAAAAUGUUGGUUUCUUAAAAAUACUCCAAUUAAGUUACUUAAUCAUAUCUAAUUCUAUAGGAAGAGUGAAUAUAUUAGAGUAAAAAAUUUAAGAACUAAAAAAUAGAGAUUAAUAUCGAGAAGAAAAUGGUUUGAAUAAUUUUAAUUUGAUGAGGGGAUAAUUUACUUUAAUUAAAACAGGACUUAUUAAGUCUUUUGGGCAUAUAAUUUGUAAAAAUGAAGAGAGAAUAGAAACCUUUUUCAAUUAUAAUCGAGAUGAAUAAAUUAAAAUUACAAAUAUAAAUUAGUUAAUGCCUCCUUUUAUAGGAAGUUAUCACAAUUAAAUUAUUCACUAGUAUAUUUAAAAUGGAUCGACUCAUCUAUUAUUUGACAAUAGAAAAGUUUUUGUUUCAAAUAAAAAUAAAUUUAUAUUUCCAAUAAUUUUAUCUUUAAGAAAUGAUUUUUCAAAUUUUGAUGAUGUCCUUUUUAAUGUUUGUAUGUUAAAAGUUUCAUUUCAGGAUUAAAUUAUGUUUGAUUCACGUGGCUCUAUACUUGGUAUGAGUGAAAAUUUAUUCUCGUUAUUAUCUGAUUCAGAAAAGUACUUUACAUACUCAAAUUUACUUAAAUAUGGAUUAAUUUAGGUUUUAUUUCCAAACUUUUAUAAGCUUUUAGAUGAUAUAGAAUAAAUCUAAAAUAAUUAAUAUCAAGAUAAUGAUGAUACUGCUAUAUUAGAGUUUGAAGAUUUAAAAUCCUCAAUUUAUACAAAUUCAAAUAUAAUAAAUUUGUUUUAAUAAUAUCAAAAUUAUUCUACAGGAAGUCAGUACGAAAAAUAAUUAUCCAAGAUGUCAACUACUAAUAAUAAGUUUGAAGUAUUUGAUAGAAGAGAUAGAGAAUUAAUGAAAGAAUUUGCUAAAGAAUAAAAGGACUAAAAAAAAUUAUCUAAAGGGUUUCAUUUAAGAUUUAAUCUUUAAAAAUUUGAAAAGAAUUUUUAAGGUUUAUCUUAAGAAUUUUUUAAUUAUGUUAUAUCUGAUUAUUAAAAAUAAAACACUUUAACAUAUUUUAUAAUAGAUAUAAAGGAGAUAUCUUAGACUUAAUCUAAAGCUAAUUAAACUGGUUCAACAACAUCUUAAUUUUUAACAAUAAUUCACAAUUAAACAUAAACAGACUAAAAAUUCUCAGCAUCUUAAUUUAAUAAAGAAAUUUAAUACAAUGCUUAAAUGAAUGAAGAUUUUGAUGGUUAGGAAGGAAAAGGAAUAUUGCAGUUUAAUAUCUCACUUAGUUAGCCUAUGUAGCCAGUCUUCUAAGUUGAAUCACCAAGAAUUUUACUAGAGACUCCUAAAGAUACUGAAAGAGGAAUGUUAAGUAAUAAACAUCAAUCUUAAGAUUUUAUGGGAUCGUAAAGAUACUAUUAAAAUAUGUUUGAUAAUGUUAAUGAAAAAUAAUUAAAAUAGAAAGAAUUAAGUGAUCCAAAACAUAUAUCUAAAAAUGGAUUACAAGAUGAUGGAAUUAGAGAAUUUGAAGAUGAUUUAAAUUUUGAAUUAGAAAAUUAAUAGUAGUUGUAGAAGGAUUAAAUUAAGCAAGAUCAACCAACAUUUUAAAAGCAAUAAUAAUAUUAAGUUUAUGUGAACAAAAUAAAACAAAAUAAAUAGAAACGAGUCUUAGAUGAAUAAUAAUCAACAACAAGUGGUAUGUCAAAAGCAGAAAGAGAAAAUUUGGAAAAAAUUUACAUGAAUUCAAAAAUGCCUCAUUAAUUUUAUAACUUAAUAUCUACUUGGAUAUUUAUUAUUUUAAUAUCCUUAAUCUCUGUAGUUUCUUUAUCUAUUCUAAGUGUAAGUAUGUUAUAAAAUGUUAUUACUACUAGUGCUCAUUUAUUAAUUCCAUAUUAGUUUAACAGAGCAUAUAUAAAUAGUGCAUAAUAAGCUAUAUAUUUACAUAGCCAACAAUUCUAAGAAGCUAAUUUUAAUCAUUUUAAUGAUUCAUCUAAGACAAUCUCUGAUUCUGUUAUAGAAACUACUUUUAUUUAUAGGGAACUCUUAACUGAAGAAAUUGAUUAAUACAUAAAAGUUGAAGAAAAAAACAUUCCAAUCAGGGUUUAUACUAAUUAAGAUUCUUAUUAAGAUGAGAAGAUAAGUAUAUAUGAUUUUCUAGUGAGUAAUUAUCAAAUAAUGUCUUCAAUAACUGAAACAAAUUAAUUACUUAAUUUGAUCAGUAGAUUUUAUGAUAUAACAGAAAUCACAGAUGUAAUUAAUGAUUUUCAAAUGUAAGGUAUUGUUAACGACAUUGAUUAAAUGAUGACAGUUUAACAAUAUAUUACAUUUUUGACAAUUGGAAUAUUGGUAUUGCCUUUAUUACCCUAUUUAAUAAAUUAUUAAAAACUAAAUAUUUAUUAAGAAAAGAUUGUCUUAUUAAUUACAAGAGUCAAUAUAUACGAUUAUUAAAAAGAAGUAAAAAACUUAUCAGAAAUAAUUGCAAAUAUUUCCAAAUCAAAUAGCUUAAACUUAAUAACUAAUGAUGUUGUUUCUUAAUAUACUCUUAAUGAUAGACCAAACAAAUCUCUAAAGCCUAAUUCUAAAUAAUAAUAAAUAUUAUAAACUAAAAUUUAUAAUAUGAAAUUAUCAAUGUGGUUUGAGAUUUGCAUUUUAAUGUUCAUAUUUUUUAGUAUGGCUAUUUACUUGGUUGGAGGACUUCUAUUUUCUAAUUAAAUUCCCAACUAAUAUUUGGCUAGAGCAGAAUAGUACGUACAUUUAUCUCAUGAAUAUCAACAUAUAUAACAUUAUAAUUUGCUAAAUGAAAUGAUUGUCAACAACUAUACAAAAGAAGCUUUAGCAGAUAUUAUUGUAAAAUAUGAUGAGGCAAUUUAAAGUUACAAAUUCUUACCAUUACCAUUAGCCAAUGAGGAUGGAACAUUGGAAUUUCUUAAUGAGAUAUACUAUAAAGAUUUAUGCGCCAAAUCAAAUCAUUAUGUAUGCGGACAAGAAUAAUUUCGUAAAAGUUAUUAAAAUGGUUUAAAUGGGGUACUUUAGAAUAUUAAAUUACUGUUUUAUUAAGAAAAUUUCAAAAGAUACACAAGUGAUGAAUAUUGGGCAUUAAUAGUAUUUUUUCCUUCAUUUAUUGAACCAUUUAUUUAUGAAAUCAUAUAGGAGAAGAAUUCCUAUUUAAGCACAUACAUCUAUAAUUUAGAAGUUGGCUGUCUACUUUAUUAUUUAGCAGGAGGAUUGAGUAUGAUACUUUUUAGCCUUAUAUACUUCUAUAAAUAAAGCGAAAGUAAAUUCUUUAAAUUUUAACUUUAGUUCUUCACAAUUAAAUUUAUUUGGUGAGACAUUUACUAAUGUUUAUUCCAUUUGAAAAAUUUAAUGAACAAAUCACAUUAUCUUUAUUAAAAUAAAUUAAGGAAUAUUGA
Molecule: messenger RNA, 5139 nt
Organism: Paramecium sonneborni
Lineage: Eukaryota; Ciliophora; Oligohymenophorea; Peniculida; Parameciidae
Source: the annotation of a GenBank genome assembly